AUGCGCAAAGUGAAGAGGGAUCAACGAAAAUUGGCUGAGAAUUUCGUCUCUCUCGGUGAUAUUGCAAAGACGUCAUCGAAUACGUACGAUCUGAUCCAAGAUGUUCAUUCCACACAAGAAGGUCUCUCGUUGCGAAUCACCGCCAUUGAAGCAUCAGCUCAGCGACAUUUCGCGCGAGAUCGGCGCGCUGUCCGAGAUGAUGCGAUCGCGGAAGCGAAGCGAGGCGAGCGAAAGCGAUCAGAGUCCAUCGCACGCCACCGUCGUUCGAAGACGUCGCGAAGCUGUCAUGCCAUCGUAACCCACCUGGGCGCGCCAGUUGCAAAGGAUGAGUUCUCAAUGGUUGCGUAUCGUUUACGCAUCCAUGGUUGA
Messenger RNA from Ostertagia ostertagi, 369 nucleotides. NCBI's taxonomy places the organism in Eukaryota, Metazoa, Nematoda, Chromadorea, Rhabditida, Trichostrongylidae. The record is from the annotation of a GenBank genome assembly.